Messenger RNA from Babesia sp. Xinjiang, 1173 nucleotides. RefSeq lists its product as uncharacterized. The record is from RefSeq and is a predicted model, not a curated record. Lineage: Eukaryota; Apicomplexa; Aconoidasida; Piroplasmida; Babesiidae. Bases 1 to 1173 code for a protein of 390 amino acids. The transcript has a single exon.
AUGCUACACAGUAAAGUCAAAGAAAAAUGCAGGCACAUAAGCUUUCCCGCACGGCGGGAGAUAACUGAACAACACCUGCACGACACUGGAAUGCUGCUAAAGGAUUUGUUGAGACCCAUUCGGAUCGCAGAUGUUUUUGGCCACCGAGAUGCGUUCGAUCUACUUCGUAGCUUUCUUGUGACUAUUCAAAUGGCAAGCACGCAAAGUGAAUGGCGUAACAAGGCUGUGGAUGAGAAAAACGUUUGCAUCAUUAUUCAUCCGUCGGGAUCUGGGAUAAGGAUUGGCGUGGAACUCAUCUGCAGGGCAAUGGGCUUCUUUUGUGUCUAUGCAGAAUAUGUUUCCGCUGCCGAUAAAAUGGUCUUGCACAAAGACCUACAGUAUAUAAAUAUGUACCACCGGGAAAACAUGGAUUUGCAGUCCCUGCAACACAUAUUCGACAAAAGCAGAGCGGCAAUAGUCAUGAUAGAGGAUAACGAUUGUAAAUUCAUGACUCUUCGUCGUCCUUCACAAAAUCAUAAGAUGACGUCGAGGGGAAUGAUUUCCUACAAUGUUCCUGUAUGGAUGAAGAGUCACGCAGUAUGUAUCACCGUAUCGCCUACGCCGGACCUGGCGUGUAGAAAGUUGGUUCUAUGUAUACUACAAGAUAUGCUUAAAACCGAGACGAUUCGGGAUCGUGAUGUAGAAUAUUUUGUUGAGAGCGGUAGAACCAGCAGCGGUUAUGUGGACCUCGAGAAGACUAUUAACCACAUACAGUUCUACGCAAUGUCUAGCAGUUCCCGUGUCAUACAAGUCUGUGAUGAGCAACGUGAAAAGCACGUUUUGAAUACCGACGUAUUUGCCGUCGGGGCAUAUGAAAACAGCCUUAAGAGUGUGGAAUCCACUUACUGCUUCAGAUCAUAUACUGAUGUGAUCUGCGGAUUCGAUUGCAAUUUUACGUUGAGGAGUGUAAUAAGGAAAGAGCAUGUUACAAGCGAAUUGGCGCAUCAGUACGACUCAAGAGAACUCAGCACUAUGGAACUGGAAAUCAAAAAACUGUUGGAGAAUGAAAGAGGGGUAGACAAACUAGGUCGGAGGGAUCACCUUGAUCUCAUGAGGAUGCGGCGGAAAACAACCUUGUCUAAUUCCGCGCCAUGUGAAAGUUACAACGCACAUAACUUUUUCGUGGUGCAGUGA